GCUAUCCAGGAUCCAUUGGUGACCGAGGGGAACCAGGUCCCAUGGGCAAAAAGGGAGAGCCUGGAAUCAGAGGACUUACUGGAUUCCCAGGAAAAUCUGGUUCCAAAGGUCCACCUGGACUACCUGGUCCCAAAGGCCUCUCUGGUCCACAGGGCAGAAUGGGCGAUAAAGGUCCCAGAGGAUUCCCUGGAGCCAUGGGACCUCCUGGUAUACAUGGGCAAAAUGGAAUCCCGGGCAAAUCGGGACCAACCGGAGACACAGGACCUGUUGGUCCAAUGGGACUUGCUGGUCCAGCUGGAUAUUCGGGAAGAGAAGGUCUAGCUGGUUUUGAAGGACACAUUGGGGAGAAAGGAGAGAAGGGCGAAGCUGGAGAUAUUGGUGGAGUUGGCAUCAGCGGCCUGGAUGGAGAGCAGGGUGCCCCAGGGCUACCUGGAAGGGAAGGCCAACCUGGGUCAAAAGGGGAGCAGGGUGACAAAGGAGCUGCAGGGGGUCCAGGUGUCCAAGGAAGCCAUGGAGAGAUUGGAGAGAUGGGCCCCAAAGGACGGCUUGGGAGAUAUGGAGAGCCGGGGAAAGAGGGCGAUGAUGGAGACCCUGGACAUCCUGGUGAGAUGGGACCAAAAGGAGAAAAGGGCAGAGUUGGUGCCAGAGGACCCAUUGGGCUACCUGGGCCAUCUGGAGCCAUGGGCAAAGUUGGCGCAAAGGGUCACAAAGGCGAAAAGGGGCAAGAAGGUUUCUUGGGCCAAAUGGGCAUGAUUGGGAUGACAGGACCUGAUGGAACCAGAGGGUCACAGGGUGAAAUGGGACUCCGUGGACUUCCAGGGUUGGAUGGUCCUGAAGGGGUGAAGGCUGAAACCAACAGGUGA
Molecule: messenger RNA, 863 nt
Organism: Sceloporus undulatus (fence lizard)
Lineage: Eukaryota; Metazoa; Chordata; Lepidosauria; Squamata; Phrynosomatidae
Product: collagen alpha-1(I) chain-like
Exons: 14
Coding region: 42-863 (273 amino acids)
Source: RefSeq, a predicted model, not a curated record